CCUGGGAGGUCAGUAUGGCAAGAUGGCGCUGCGUACAGCGAUUGGGUCUGUGUACCGGCGCGUCUGUCAGGGCUUGAGAAAUUUUUCUGUGAACAGUUUUGAGAGCAGUACAGCCAAAAAUGAUGGCUUUCUUCUCAGUACCAACAUGAAAUGGGUACAGUUUUCAAAUCUACACGUUGAUGUGCCUAAGGAUUUGACCAAACCUACGGUAACCAUUUCUGAUGAACCAGACACGUUAUAUAAGCGCCUGUCAGUUUUAGUAAAAGGCCAUGAUAAGGCUGUAUUGGACAGUUAUGAAUAUUUUGCUGUGCUUGCUGCUAAAGAACUUGGUAUCUCUAUUAAAGUACACGAACCUCCAAGGAAAAUAGAACGAUUUACUCUUCUCAAAUCAGUGCAUAUUUUCAAGAAGCACAGAGUUCAGUAUGAAAUGAGAACACUUUACAGAUGUUUAGAGUUAGAACACCUAACUGGAAGUACGGCAGAUGUUUACUUGGAAUAUAUUCAGCGAAACUUACCUGAGGGGGUUGCCAUGGAAGUAACAAAGACACGAUUAGAACAGUUACCAGAACACAUCAAAGAGCCAAUCUGGGAAACAGUAUCAGAGGAGAAAGAAGAAAACAAGUCAUAAAACUUCAGGGAGACACUUGUAUUAGUUUGAAAUGAGGGUGGGUGAGAUGUGUAUGUAUAAAUGGAGAGCGCUUGCAGCUGAGAUGAUUCUGAGUCCACCUAACUGCUGUGUUGAGUCCUCAUGCCCAAUCAGUUGACAGCAGAGAAUGAAACUUUAAUGAUAAACUGGACUAUGGUGAGAGAACCACUCUGUUCUUUUAUACAUGUCGUUGUUUCAGUUCUGGUUUUAACAGACAUGAGCCAACUAUUUUGACUAAUGUGAACCUUAAGUGUCAAGUUUUUGUCACGCUGCUGUUGUUCAAUUAUUAGUUUGUACCAAUUUUAAUUUAUAUCAGUUCAUUCCUCUAAAAAUGAAUGUUGGAAGUAUUCUUCACACACGCUGUUUUCUUUUGAGGUUCCUAGAAGGAACCUUUGGUUAAUUUUACACCGAGCAGUUAAAGUUUUUGAUAUUCACCUCAGUGCAGGCUGGCAUAUGCUAAUUUGAGGGUGGUAUCCAACAAAUUUUACCUCAUUUAAGCAUUACAUUUUUGAAAGUGAAUAUUCUUGGUGACAGAUCAAGCACAUUUGUGUCAUGCACUGAUCACUUCUUGUAGCCCAAACCCUUACAGGGCUGCCUACAAGGAUCACUGUAAUGGAAUUUAUGCUCUCAUGAAUUCCUGUAUUAUUUCAUUCAUCCUAUGAUUCAUUCAUUCAACAAGCUUUUAUUUCAUAAACUGUGCACCCAGCACUGUAGUUAAGUACCAAAAUUUGAGUAGAAAUAAUGGCUUUUGAAAAUCAUGCGAGACACAGAUAAACAUUUUUCCUUUUUAAGUUCCUCACUGGUAAGAAGGCCUCUUUUUUUUGGUAAAUGUCACUCUUUUUGUUUAGGGAUGUCUACUUUUCCAUGAAAUUAAAUAGCGGUUGAAGCCCUGAAAGAGUCAAGAUGACAGUGGGCUGAAACUGUUGGUACAGCAACCCCAGGAGAGUGUUUCAUUUCCUUUUUACAGCACAGUCAGGUCCAUGUCUUUUGUAGUUUCCUUCAUAUCUUCAGAGUAGUUAUGACUUGUCAGUUUUUCCCUCUUAAACUGGAUUGCCUUUCUCUUUUCCUGACCUGCUAUCAGGUAUCAGUGUUUUGAAAAUAUACUGCUUAUGUAUCAGACUUACAUUAUUGUUAUUAACAUGAAAAGAAUUAUAGCCUUGUGCCCCAUGA
This is a messenger RNA of Cynocephalus volans (Philippine flying lemur), 1816 nucleotides long. RefSeq names its product mitochondrial ribosomal protein S10 (gene MRPS10). Bases 23 to 628 code for a protein of 201 amino acids. NCBI's taxonomy places the organism in Eukaryota, Metazoa, Chordata, Mammalia, Dermoptera, Cynocephalidae. Gene Ontology annotation, cellular component: mitochondrial small ribosomal subunit; mitochondrion. The record is from RefSeq and is a predicted model, not a curated record. The transcript has 7 exons.